ACGUCAUCAAAAAGUGGUUGAAGUUGCUCCUGCAAUUAAUCUAAAGUUCUUAGUUGAUCAGCAGGACAGACAUUAUUUCAUUGAAAUAAAUCCUCGAAUUCAAGUUGAGCAUACAAUUACAGAGGAGAUCACUGGUAUUGAUAUAGUCGCCGCUCAAAUUCAAAUCGCUGCUGGUUCUCUUCUUGCUCAUCAAAAUCUUGUACAAGAUC
Molecule: messenger RNA, 209 nt
Organism: Racocetra persica
Lineage: Eukaryota; Fungi; Glomeromycota; Glomeromycetes; Diversisporales; Gigasporaceae
Source: the annotation of a GenBank genome assembly